This is a messenger RNA of Anguilla rostrata (American eel), 2033 nucleotides long. It is a transcript of the gene hes4, whose product is annotated as hairy-related 9. Gene Ontology annotation, biological process: regulation of neurogenesis; regulation of transcription by RNA polymerase II; anterior/posterior pattern specification. NCBI's taxonomy places the organism in Eukaryota, Metazoa, Chordata, Actinopteri, Anguilliformes, Anguillidae. Bases 789 to 1661 code for a protein of 290 amino acids. The transcript is spliced from 5 exons. Gene Ontology annotation, molecular function: RNA polymerase II cis-regulatory region sequence-specific DNA binding; DNA-binding transcription factor activity, RNA polymerase II-specific; protein dimerization activity. Gene Ontology annotation, cellular component: nucleus. The record is from RefSeq and is a predicted model, not a curated record.
AGCUUUGGCACGUGCUCCGAGGAGGAGGGAGUGCACCGAGCAAGCGCACACAGGCGGCUGGCACGCGGACAGAUGUCGCCUGGCUACCCGCCCUUCCUUGGCUCCCGCUCUAGUUGGAAUGAUUGACAAGAAGACAUUCACCCAGCCAAUCACAGGGGAAGGAGACAAAUUAACAUAAAGCAGCCUGCUGCCUCUGGUUUCUUUGCGUGCUGCUGCGAACCGCCUCGCGUGCCGAAACAGCUGUGCGCAGAUUAGAACGUGCUGGUUGAAACGAUUGAAGUUAGAAGUUAAGAUUGCAAAACGAAUAUACCGUAUGCAAAUAAGCAUCUGGCUGAUUGAGCAGCGCGUGACUGACAGCCCGCGGGGGUGUUGUCCAAUCAGCAGUCUGCCCCGCGCCCAAUGGGUGAGUCCGCACGCCUAUUGGCUGCAGCGAGUGUGGGAAAGAAUGCAGAGAAGGUUUCACACGAACUCGCAGCUCGCGAGCCAGCUAUAAAUACCACUGGCGUGUGGCUGCAUGAGUCCAGGCUUGCUAGACGUGGUGUUGCGUUACGCAUACUCGUGCACACAUGACAGAUCACAGCGCGUAGGGAUAUAGCUGAUCAAGUCGACCUUUAUCUUUUCCUGUCAUCAUUGGGUCGUAGCCUAACACUUCACUCUUUCUCGAUGUUCUGAAAGAACAUAGGGAUUAUCCGACUUUGCGAAGCGGUUUCCCACAAAAUCCCAAGAAAGGAUAUUACUUCUUUUUUUUAACCAAUAUUUUGAAAAUUUAAGGAAAUAAUAUAGUGACGAUGCCAGCAGACACCAUGGAGAAACCUACGGCAUCCCCAAUAGCAGGUGCCCCUGCUUGUGGAACUCACACUCCAGACAAACCAAAAAACGCCAGUGAGCACAGAAAGUCUUCCAAACCCAUCAUGGAAAAACGUCGGCGAGCGAGGAUAAACGAAAGUCUUGGUCAACUCAAAACGCUUAUCCUAGAUGCACUUAAGAAAGACAGUUCCAGACACUCGAAAUUGGAGAAAGCUGAUAUUUUGGAGAUGACAGUGAAACACUUGCGGAAUUUGCAGCGUAUACAGAUGACUGCGCUGACAGCCGACACAGCGGUGCUCAGUAAGUACCGGGCAGGAUACAACGAGUGCAUGAACGAGGUGACCCGCUUCUUGACCAGUUGUGAAGGGGUGAACACAGAGGUCAGGUCCCGCCUUCUUACGCACCUGUCAGGCUGCUUGGGCCAGACGAUCGCCAUGAACUACCCACAGCCAUGCCCGGCGCAACAGGCUCAGCUCGCGCAGCCCCUUCACGUGCAGCUACCUCCGACGUUGCCCAUCAACGGCGUCCCUAUGCCCGGCAAACUGAGUCCCGCCGAGGCGGUGUCGCCGAAGGUCUACGGGGGGUUCCAGCUUGUGCCGGCCACAGACGGACAGUUCGCCUUCCUCAUCCCCAACCCGGCCUUCGCUUCUGCUACCACCCCCGUUAUACCCCUCUACGCGAACGCGAGUGUGCCGGUAACCGUCAACGCCAGCCCGGUCCAUGCCAACUCGGCGCCCGCAAUGACCUCGCCAGUCCAGGGCAUGACUUCGUUUGCCGGCGUUUCCCGGACCGUCAGCCCAAUGAGCGUAAACGUUGGUUCGGAGAGCAGCGAGUCGGUCUGGCGACCUUGGUAAACUAACCAGAGGGAAGUUUACAGACUUGACAAAACACUUAACUUUUUCAUUAAAAUGGAAAAAUAACCGAAACGUUCCGUUUUAAGGAACAGCGUUUCUCCUCUGGUGGAAUAGACCUAUGUUAAACGUUUUUGUUUUAAUUUAUUGGCUAAUUCCAAAAUUUGGGAUCUUAGUGAUGAAUAUGGUAUUCAUUCUUUUUGGAAAAUUAAAAAAUGUUUAUACUGAAGUUCUUUUUUUCUGAAAAGAUUUAGUUCCUUUUUACAAACAUGUCAAUGAUUGUUCCAUGCCAAAGCUGUUUUACAUUGUUAGUUUUACAUACUGUCUCCCAAGUGGGGAGUUUUGGAAUUAAUAAAUCAAAGAUAUAAAAUACAA